AUGGUUUCAUCAUCUUGGUUAUCAAAAAGAGUUCACCUUUUAAGUCGUGGUCUUCAUGUGGCUUAGGGCAAUCAUCUUCUUUUUUGAUUAAUAGUUGUAUGGCCAGCCAUGGACCUUGGUUGGUUUUUGUGUUUUCUUUCCAGUUUGUAUGAACUAGAUAGUGAAAUUUAUUGUUUUGGAAACCACAUAUCUUAAAUCCGUUUCUUUUCACUUAAUUUAUCUUCUUGGUGGUAAUCAUCCACUUUGAUCAACAUUUUUAGAUAUGAAUGUCAUGUCACAAGAUCAUCUUUCUCAAUAAAAUUGAUAGAGGCAUUAGUAAAUCUUCCAGUGAGGAAUGCUGGAGUUGAAAAUCUAACAACUAAGCCUGAGUUUGAUGCAGGCAACUUACCAUAUUAUAUAGUAGUGUUAUUUUAGUUUGUUAAGUAAAAAAUUUAAUUGUAGGCUUUUGCUAGAACUUUUAUUAUGCUUGUUUUUAGAUUUAGAUUUAAUUUUUUCUUUAUUUUGUUUUCAAGAAAUUGUGGAGAGGUCUGUUAUUGGUUUAAAACAUACCAGGUGUCACAUGUCUAAAAAUGUUGGUAUUAUAGAGGAGAGAAAGGUUGUUAAUGCGUUGCUUAUUUGUUCUUAUCCUCUUUGUAAUGAACAUGUACUGAAUAAUGAAAAUGGGGUGCAUAAUUGGGGAAGGGAUAGGAGUAUUUCAAUUAUCUCUUUUGUAUCUUCAUAUCCAAGGGAAUCAUUUAGGUAAGUCUGUCCAUUCUUGAGGAGCCUGUAGAAUGGGCAUAAUUUUCAUAUUCAAGUGGGAUGGUUUUUGUCAUAUUGGUGAUUGAUGAAUUUGUUUCAGAAUUUUCCAGCCACUUUAUGUUUUUACCCUUGGUUGUGCGUGCAAUAGUGGAACUAAAAUUCUACCAUGACAUUCCUACUUAGUGUUUUUGUUUGCUGUUCUUUUACUUUAGCAAUCAUGUUGUUGAUCUCUUGAUCUCUUGGUUAGAUUGCUAAGUAUGCAGCUUAUUAUUCUAGAUUUGAGUGUACUCAAUGCUAGAGGUUAAAUGUGCUUUUGUUUCAUGUUUUGAAUAUUGUUUUGUAUACAACAUGUUUCUGCUUUGCAAUUACUCAAAGUAACUAGAGAAUUGUAUUUAUUUUGGUCAGGAAUCUCAAGAUUUACAGAAUCCUCAUAACAUGCUUGAAUGUAUGGCAUUGUUACAGGUCUAGUGCUAGAGUGCAAAGGGAAAUUAUUUGGUUGCUUGAAGAUGGAAGGUUAGACCACAAGUAUGCUAGAGUGUGGCACAUGUUUUGGAUGCCAGAGGCAGCUACUUGCAACACAGAAUGCCUGUGGAUUUUGGAUUUGGAAGGCCAUUAUGGGGAAGAAAUUAUGUUUGACUAAACAUGUAUGAUGGGUAUAUUGGACUGUUAAUUGCUGUCACAGUUGGUCUACUGGACUCAAGUGAAAAGAACAUGCCUCUCUCUUAUGUCUAUCAUGUUGGAAAUCUUUAGUCUGUCGAAAUAAGCAAUCACCCUCUCUACACUAUUGUUCUUCAAGUAACUAAGGUUGAUUUAGAACUU
Rubroshorea leprosula is the source of this 1557-nucleotide messenger RNA. The record is from the annotation of a GenBank genome assembly. Lineage: Eukaryota; Viridiplantae; Streptophyta; Magnoliopsida; Malvales; Dipterocarpaceae.